AUGGCUGAUAAGCUUUUAUUCAUUACAAUAAUUGAGAAUGGAGACGUCCAAAAAAACGAGGUUUUGAAAAAAGUGAUCAUUCAAAAGAAUCAUCAAGUGGUCCACGAUUUCUUUGAGGGGAAAGGUGUUUGUUGCAGAGCUGCUCUUGGAGGAGAUCGGGCAUUGCUGAGCGCAGUUCAAUACAGUUGGUCCAGUAGCAGUGGAAACAUUCGUUCUUUCAAAGAGAAGAACAUUAGUGAAUUUUUGUCACCAGAAGCAGAAAUUUUCAACAUCCAUACCAAAAAGAACAACCUGAAGGACAGGAAGGAUGUGGAAGAAGAAAAACGGCCCCUGCAAAACUCUCGACCUGUGCAGAAGUGCAUUUAAUGCAGGGAUCUUCGAGAGUGGCCACAAGAGGAUAAAGGGCAAUUUGAUAACCAUUGCUCCAACGUGGGAUUAAUCACCGAUUGGUACGAACAAUGGAUGGUCCAGCACGAAGGUCAAUUCAAUAAUUAAAAUAUUCUAAACACGUCGCAGUUACAAUCCGGGAGUCAAGCUGUUUGCACGUGCUCAUUAUCAUUACAAAGUUUUAUUAAAUUUCCUUUUUUUUUUUUUUUCUCUUAAAAACAGUGAUUAGAUUCAGGAGUGUACGAAAUUUUUAAAACCGCGAACGCUUUUUAAUAGUGAACAGUAUUUAUUUAUUUAAAAAAGAAAUUAUUUCGAGAGUUUUUAAUUUAAAUCGUGAGUGUGUGUGUGUUCAAUCAAGAAGAUAAUGGGCUUCAAAAUCAUUUUCUAAGGAGAGGGAGAGAGAACUGGGUCCUGACAACGAUUUUAAGGACACAUAAUAUGCUGGACGGUGGACAAAUUAUACGUUACAUUAUAUGGCAGUCAAGUUAAAAGCUAAGGGAGGUGAGACGAGGAGGAGAAGAAGGAGGAAGGGCAUAUUAAGUUCUGAGGAAGCGAAUGAGUGACUCAAAAGCCCUCCCAGGUGCCGAGCUUUUUGCCGGAUCACCCUGGACUUCUUGGUCGUCGCAUGAUCUCUCUUUGGUCCCUCUCUGCUUACCCCCCCCCCCAUCCCCUAUAUAAGGAGUUCAGGAGUUACGCGGCAAAAUGUUGAAGGAACCGAAAAAACUGCAUAAAGAGGAAGUGGAUGAGCCGAAAAGAACCUUCCUCAUGGAUCAAAGAGAGAUUCAUCGAUAAGACUCCCAACGAAAGUCAAAUCAAUGAACACACACAGAGAGAGAGAGAGGGAAAAACAAAACUCUACCAAAACAUCAAGAGAGUUAAUUAUAUACAGUUUUUACAUUUUUUUUCCUACUUUUAUACCCUUUUUUUUUAGUUCCUUUGAAAAAAAUUCUUUACGUUUCCACAUUUAUAAACUUUCAUGAACGAUAUAUUAAAAAUUCUCUCAUGAUAUUCUUUCAAUAAAUAUCAAAUAUUUAUUUAUGUUAAAAAUUAAAUAAUAAUAAAUAAAAU
Messenger RNA from Leptopilina boulardi, 1455 nucleotides. RefSeq lists its product as uncharacterized. NCBI's taxonomy places the organism in Eukaryota, Metazoa, Arthropoda, Insecta, Hymenoptera, Figitidae. The coding region runs from base 1 to 366 and encodes 121 amino acids. The record is from RefSeq and is a predicted model, not a curated record. The transcript has 8 exons.